AUGUCGUCAGUAAGGUCGUUGGCGGAGCAUUCAGUGCUGGCCGAUUCCACAAUAUCAACAUCAAAAAAUACAUACGCAGGCCAGGUCUUCGAUGGGCUAUUCCACGGAUCUGGAACAUUUUAUUAUAACGACUUUGAAAGAUAUGAAGGAGAUUUCGUACUAGGAAAGCGAGAAGGCAAAGGCAAGUUUUACUACGCGGAUGGAUCAGUUUACGACGGAGAGUGGCUAAACGACAAAAUUAACGGAACAGGGAAAGCGUACUUUGCAAGCGGAAACACCUAUGAAGGAAAUUGGGAAAAUGGACGCAUAAACGGGUUCGGUAAAUUAAACUAUUCAAACGGAGACGUAUAUGAAGGCGAUUGGCUAGACGGCUCUAUGCACGGCCAGGGCACAUACAGAUACAAUGAGGGAGAUGUAUACGUCGGCCAGUGGAGGCAGGAUAAGAGACACGGAAAGGGCACAAUCACAUACGUGGACAAAACAGGAACUCCGUGUGAAAAGUACGAAGGAGACUGGGUGGACAAUAUAAUGAACGGAAAAGGAGUGUACAAAUACAGCGACGGAAGCUACUACGACGGAGACUGGUACAACGGCAAAAUGCACGGAAACGGGAAAUACGUCUACGUAGAUGGAAACCAAUAUGACGGAGAAUGGGCAGAAGAUAAAAAACAAGGCACUACACAUAACGUGCCAAUGCUAACAUUACGCAGGUUUGGCAUACUGACGUACUCGAACGGCGAGAGGUACGAAGGGUUUUGGGAAAACGACAAGUGCCACGGCUCCGGAAUUCUCUUUUAUUCCACCAACGAUAAGUACAACGGGGAGUGGGCUCACGGCAAGAAGCAUGGGCCGGGAGAGAUCAUUUACGUGAACGGAGAUCGAUUUACCGGUAACUGGGAUGACGACCACGCCAACGGCCACGGAGUUUACGAGUACUCCAACGGAAACAGAUACGAAGGCGACUGGGCCAUGGACAAGAGACAUGGAAACGGGACCUUUUACUGCAAGCAGGACUCGUCGACGUACCGAGGCGGCUUUGUAAACGGGAAGAAAGAGGGCUACGGGACCCUCACGCUGGGCACCGGCCACGUCGUGCACGGCGUCUGGCACUACGGCCUGCUCGUCUCCAUCGACAACUUUGAAAUUUCCCCCACCUCGCCCUGGAACAAUCCAGACCUGUAG
This is a messenger RNA of Theileria orientalis strain Shintoku, 1182 nucleotides long. Its product is annotated as membrance occupation and recognition nexus protein 1. The transcript is spliced from 6 exons. The record is from RefSeq and is a predicted model, not a curated record. NCBI's taxonomy places the organism in Eukaryota, Apicomplexa, Aconoidasida, Piroplasmida, Theileriidae. Bases 1 to 1182 code for a protein of 393 amino acids.